AUGAGUGGUGCACACCUGGGCGAGUGGCAGAGGAGGUCCUUUGACAUUUCAUCUGGCACCUGCACACCUGAACAGACGGCAGACGCCUAUCGGGCACACAUCCUCGCCAUACAAUAUGCAUGGGCGAGCGCCCAGCUCUCUCAGGCCGGCAUUGGCAGCCUGCUCAGGACCUACUCGGAGCGCUAUGCCGCAGUGCUGGACUCGGACGAACCUCGCACGGGGCUUAACAACUAUGCAGAGAGCGUACUGAACCUGGCCUGCAGUCAGAGAAACCACAGCGACAAAUGGGAGUCGUCCCUGACAACUGCGAGUGUGCUGGAGCUGCCGUGCGUGCAGAAGAUGAUUCAGGCUGGGACAGGGGGUGGAAAGUCCCUUGUGGCACCUGCAGAUGUUAACAUCUUCGUUGGACAAGAGAGCAGAGGCAGCUCCCUUUCUGUUGUUCCCUCCACUGGACUCGAAGCUGUAGAGCCUCCAUUCAAACCAUCAGGACCCCCAUCAUGGUCCAAGGCUGAGGGCAACAGCACUUUCAGCAUUUUACAUAGUGCUACAGCAGAAAGACCAAGAGGCCCUGAGGGAGUCCCCAGCCACCCCCAUUCCUCUGCUGGCCCCUUGGCACGGGCUCAGUCUCUGUUUUGCCAGCACUCCUCAGCUCCACCACAACCAAACCCAGCCCCUGCAGGUCACCAGUCUGUCUUCUUCAACUCUAACCCCUCCAAGAGGAAGACGUUCUACAACUCCGGUGGAGAAAAUGGCAGAGGGGGGGCAUCUGAAGGCCAGGCAAGGCAAGACCCACGCGGUGGUGGCACUAACUUCAAAACGGCAAAGGAGCAGUUUAUUGUUGAUCAGCAGAAAAAGCACUCCCACCAGUCCCAGAGAGCCCAGCAGCCCCCUGGGAUGGCAGCUGCCAUCGGGGGUGCCACUAAGAAGUCACUGGGGGCCAACAGGCCACGGGGGACAUUUUCCAAAUUUGUGUCCCCCAUGCCGAGGCCGGAGGACAAAGAGAGUGGGGUCGGUAGCAGCAAUGCUCAGGAGACUCAGCCAGUGGACGAGCGUCUGAAAAACUUUGAGCCCAAGAUCAUUGAACUGAUCAUCAGUGAAAUUAUGGACCAUGGACCGCCCGUAGCCUGGGACGACAUCGCUGGCCUGGAGUUUGCAAAGGCCACCAUCAAGGAGAUUGUGGUGUGGCCUAUGCUCCGGCCUGACAUCUUCACUGGCCUCCGUGGUCCACCCAAAGGCAUCCUCCUAUUCGGGCCCCCGGGCACAGGAAAAACUCUGAUCGGGAAGUGCAUCGCUUGCCAGUCAGGGGCCACCUUCUUCAGCAUCAGCGCCUCAUCUCUCACCUCAAAGUGGGUGGGGGAGGGAGAGAAAAUGGUUAGAGCACUCUUCGCCAUCGCCCGCUGCCAUCAGCCAGCUGUUAUCUUCAUCGACGAGAUUGACUCUCUUCUGUCCCAGCGUACGGACGGGGAGCACGACUCAUCCCGACGGAUAAAGACAGAGUUCUUGGUUCAGCUGGAUGGGGCGGCCACCUCUGCCGACGACCGCGUCCUGGUGGUAGGGGCCACCAACCGCCCCCAGGAGAUAGACGAAGCGGCCAGGCGCCGCCUUGCCAAGCGCCUCUACAUCCCCCUCCCCGAGGCUGCCGCACGGCGGCAGAUAGUCUCUCAUCUCAUGGCCCGCGAGAAGAGCCAGCUGGGAGAGGACGAGCUGGAGACGGUGGUCACAGGAACGGAGGGAUUUUCUGGGGCUGAUAUGACGGGGCUGUGCCGGGAGGCAGCGCUAGGCCCCAUCCGGAGCAUCCAGCUCUGUGACAUUGCCUCCAUCACCCCCGACCAGGUGCGGCCCAUCCUCCACUGUGACUUCCAGGAGGCCCUGAGGACGGUGAGGCCCAGCGUCUCAGCCAAAGACCUGGAGCUCUAUGAGGAGUGGAACAAGACUUUUGGUUGUGGUCGUUGA
Messenger RNA from Coregonus sp. 'balchen', 1953 nucleotides. The record is from the annotation of a GenBank genome assembly. Lineage: Eukaryota; Metazoa; Chordata; Actinopteri; Salmoniformes; Salmonidae.